Molecule: messenger RNA, 1928 nt
Organism: Ilex paraguariensis (yerba mate)
Lineage: Eukaryota; Viridiplantae; Streptophyta; Magnoliopsida; Aquifoliales; Aquifoliaceae
Source: the annotation of a GenBank genome assembly
CAGCGGAUCAACUUCAUUUACACGCAAACAGACGUGGUGUUCGCAUUCGAUUCCAACUCAAGUUAGAUCUCCGGGACGACAAUCUGGAUCUCAUCUUCUCUCCUCUCGAUGUGCCUUUAAUAUAUCAUUUACUAUUUCAAAUCCAAUAUUAGUAUCAGUGUUUUCACGAAAUUGUGAACAUAACAAUAUAUAAAUAUACAUGGGAGGUGAGAGAGCAUAACAAUGAGAUUAAAGAAGAAAGCUACUGUUCAUAAAUCUUCUGCUUCUUCUUGUUCAGAUACAACUGUUUCGUCGAUUUCAGGACUUCAUGCAAAGCAUCAACAAGAACUAGAAAAUCUGACUCUGACAACACAACCUUUUAAAACAUUAAAGCUUUUUACUUUGGCUGUUAUUCAAUACGUUAAGCAGUCUGUACUAUAUCUGUUGGCACAUGGUGGUUGGCUUAUGCUUCUGAGUGCCAUCGUGGUGCUAAUUGGGAUACUGCUAGUGAUCAUUGAUGGUCCUCAUGAAAAGCAUCUUGAAGAAGUCCUGCAAUAUUUACGGUUUGGCUUGUGGUGGGUGGCCCUUGGUGUUGCAUCUUCCAUUGGUCUUGGAUCUGGUUUGCACACUUUCGUCCUUUAUCUGGGCCCUCAUAUUACCCUAUUCACGAUAAAGGCGAUACAGUGUGGCCGAGUCGAUAUUAAAAGUGCUCCAUAUGAUACAAUACAAUUAAAAAGAGGCCCUUCAUGGCUGGACAAGAAUUGCUCAGAGUUUGGGCCCCCAGUGUUCUCUUCCUUAUCUGGCGCACGGGUUCCUUUGAGCAGCAUAUUACCUCAGAUCCAGUUGGAGGCUAUUCUGUGGGGCAUUGGAACUGCACUGGGAGAGCUUCCUCCAUAUUUUAUUUCAAGAGCAGCAAGUUUGUCAGAUAGCAAAUUUGAUGCCAUGGAAGAAUUGGAUGAUUCCUCGACUGAAGGUCAUGGAGUCAUAGCUACUCGCCUAAAUCAAAUGAAGCGCUGGUUCCUAUUACAUUCACAGUACUUGAACUUCUUUACUAUUUUGGUGCUUGCUUCAGUGCCAAAUCCUUUAUUUGAUCUUGCUGGCAUAAUGUGUGGACAAUUCGGGAUCCCUUUUUGGAAGUUUUUUCUUGCAACAACGAUUGGAAAGGCAAUCAUUAAAACUCACAUACAGACGGUGUUCAUUAUUUCAGUGUGCAAUAAUCAACUUCUUGACUGGAUAGAAAAUGAGUUGAUUUGGGUGCUUAGUCUUAUACCUGGUUUUGAUUCUGUGCUGCCCAAUCUCAUUGCUACACUUAAUUCAGUAAAAGCCAAGUAUUUGGCAACAAAACCUGCUGUGCCAACAAAUAUCAAGGUGAAGAAGUGGGGUUUCUCAUUUGCUUCAAUUUGGACCACAGUUGUGGGUGUCAUGCUAAUCAACUUUUUUGUUAAGAUUGUGACUGCAACUGCACAGAGAUAUCUUAAAAAACAGCAGCGAAAGGAGUUAGCCAACCUAAAAGACGAACCUUCAGCUUCAAGCGUCUCAGAUGACUCUCAUCCUUUGUCUCAGUGAACUUGCAGAGCAACUUCAUAUGCCUUUUCCUUUUUUCUUUCUUCAUUUUUUUCCCUGUUUAGAAGUAGGGGUGAUGAAACUUGAGCGACAACUUUCAUGAGUCGCCAUUGAAGGCACCCAAAACAUUCUCUGCUUCCAAAGCCAUAAUUAGAAAAUUGUAUAGAAAGGUCAGAAGCGGCAGGUUUAUUUAUUCGAUGUAGUGUGGGGAAAGCUUGGGAAGGGUUGGUUCGGGGGGGAAGAUGGUUGCCAUUGUUAACUGGAACAGUACUAUUCUUUGGCAAUGCAAGCCAAAUUAUAUGCUUGUGUUAUUUUCCAAUGCUCAGAAUUCAGUUUUAUGUAUAAGUGAUUGUCAUACUGUAAUUUGCAUUUACGGAACAGAAUAG